CCUACGUAUCAGCUUCAUCGAAACACAAGACAAGAACAUGGAGCCAGAGAGAGUGAGAGAAAUGAUGUUUCAAGCAACAACGUUAAUGGCGUCAUUAAUGGCGGCGAUAAUAGUCGUAAGAUGGGGAUGGAAUAUGAUGAAGUGGCUGUGGCUGAACCCUAAGAGGAUGGAAAGGAUGCUCAGAGAUCAAGGUCUUCAAGCCAAUCCUUAUCGAUUCUGGAUUGGAGACUUGUGGGAAAUGGUUAAGAUGCAAGAACAAGUCAAAUCCUUACCCAUUCCCUCUCAUCAUUCUCAUGAUCUAGCUCCUCGUGUCCUCUCCUUCGUCCACCACAUUGCCAACAAAUAUGGUAAGAAUUCAUUUAUAUGGUUUGGACCAACACCAAGAGUGAUCCUAAGGAAUCCAGAGCAAGUAAAGGAGAUGUUAAACAGGAACUAUGACUUCACAAAACGUCAAGUGAAUCCUCUUAUCAAGUAUCUAGGCUCUGGUUUGGGAACCUAUGAUGGCGACAAGUGGACUAAACACAGGAAGAUCAUCAAUCCAGCUUUCAAUUUUGACAGACUGAAGAAUAUGAUGCCAGCCUUUACCCAAAGUUGCAUUGACAUGAUAAGAGAAUGGGAAAAAAUGAUGUCUCCAUUAGAUGGAACGUGUGAACUAGAUGUUUGGCCUUGGCUUAAGAAUUUGACAGAGAAUGUUAUUUCUCGAGCAGCCUUUGGAAGUAGUUAUGAAGAAGGCAAACAAAUUUUUGAUCUUCUCGCAGAACAAGCCGAACUUGUCAUGAGUAACUUUCAAAGAUAUCACAUUCCACUUUGGAGGUUUAUACAUGCCAAGGACAAAAGGAGGAUGGAGGAAAUAGAUAAAAUGGUGGAUGAUUUGUUGAAGGGAAUCAUCAUGAAGAAAAAGGAGGAAGCCGUAAUGAAGAAGGUGGGUGGUGACGAAGUCAUAAUUAAGAAUGACUUACUAAGCAUACUUUUAGAAUCCAAUCAUCACAAGGAGGUUGAUGAAAGCCUUGGGAUGAGUUUGCAAGAGGUCAUCAAGGAAUGCAAGGCGUUCUACGUGGGAGGCCAAGAAACCACUUCGGUUUUGCUUGUUUGGACCAUGAUGCUGCUGGGUAAGUACCCUGAUUGGCAAACACGUGCAAGGGAAGAAGUUUUCCAAGUCUUUGGCAAUCAAAAACCAGAUUAUGGAGGCCUUAAUCGCCUCAAGAUUGUGACGAUGAUCUUAUAUGAAGUUCUGAGACUAUACCCACCAGCAGUAUGGAUGGAACGAUCUGCAGAAAAGGACAUGAAACUUGGGAAUUUGUUAGUACCAAAAGGAGUACAACUUGUGAUACCGACACUGAUGAUUCAUCAUGACCAGGAGAUAUGGGGGAGUGAUGCCAAGGAAUUCAAACCAGAGAGGUUUAGUGAGGGAAUCUCAAAGGCAGGGAAAGGGAAUUGCGUUGCGUACUUCCCAUUUGGACGGGGUCCGCGAAUUUGCAUUGGACAAAACUUCUCAUUGUUGCAAGCUAAGACAGCUCUCUCUUUGAUUCUGCAGUGCUUUUGGUUUGAGCUUUCUCCCUCAUAUUCUCAUUCUCCUUCUGUCCUUCUUACUCUUCAGCCCGACCAUGGGGUUCAUCUCAUUCUCCAUAAACUCAAACAAUAAAUUAGUAAUGUAGUUUGAGUUUGACGUCCUUAUUAUUGUGAUCUUUCUUCAAGUUUAUAUAUAAACAUAAUCAAUUUGUUGUACGUUA
Neltuma alba is the source of this 1730-nucleotide messenger RNA. Its product is annotated as 11-oxo-beta-amyrin 30-oxidase-like. Lineage: Eukaryota; Viridiplantae; Streptophyta; Magnoliopsida; Fabales; Fabaceae. The coding region runs from base 38 to 1642 and encodes 534 amino acids. The transcript is spliced from 5 exons. Gene Ontology annotation, molecular function: heme binding; oxidoreductase activity, acting on paired donors, with incorporation or reduction of molecular oxygen; monooxygenase activity. The record is from RefSeq and is a predicted model, not a curated record.